GUUCUGCAUCUGCUUCCGCUGACGCUGCUGCCGAGUGGUUGCAAGUGCGCUCGCUGAUUGCGGCGUUUGAACUGUCUUAGUAGUUGAUAAACAUUGCUGGAAAAAUAAUAUUUUAUGUUUUCCAAAAGUUGUUGACAAUAAUACAUUGACAUAAAUAUGAAAACUAUCGAAGAACUUAACGGAUGUAUAAGCCGUAUGUGGUUAAGGUCACCAAUAGUAUGUCUCGCCUUGUUAUUAAUUCAUCUUAACCUCUCUUAUGGAUUGUAUGAAGAUCAAAUAGGAAAAUUUGAUUGGAGACAAAUGUAUGUGGGUCAUGUGAAAUUUGCUGAAUUUGACACUGUAUCGUCUGUGAAAAAAGUGUUUGUGUCUACAGAAGAAAAUGUGGUUGCUGCAUUGAAUUUAAAAUCAGGUAAUAUUAUUUGGCGACAAGUACUAGAGAAGAAAGAGCAAGGAACAAUACACUUUAUGAAUAUCACAUCUGAUGCAGUUAUAACAGUGUCUGGGACUAAUCCUGUCAAUGUAAGAGGAUGGGAUUUAAAUGGUGGAUUUUUAUUAUGGGAUUGGUCAUUUCCAUUGCAUGUUUUCAUCAGUAGUGAGGAAGAAAAUAAAUGGUUCUUAUCUGAUACAGAAUUGAAGCUGUAUCAUAUUUCACUUGGAUCUGAAAUAAUUGUGAAACCUUAUGAAUUAACUUCUGGCAAAGCACUUGAAGGUUCCAAACUUCCUCUUCCUCUUGCUUCAAAGCCAAGUUGUGUUGUUGCAGCUCCUUAUAUAGCUUGCAUAGAGAGUGUUGGUGGUAAUCCAAUCUUGCACACAGUAUCCAUAACUGCUAUCAACAGCAAACCUGUGAGCAAGCCUCUGAAACCUUUGAUAGAAAAUACUGAAGUUACCUUAGAAUCUGUUCAUGGAAGUCAACCAUUAGUAUCUGUAACAUCUUCUGGAAGUAAAGUUAAAUACCUAUUUCUUAUCGAAGAAACUGGAUCGAGAGUACUUCCAUAUCAAGUUGAAAGAAGUGCCAAACUUGUGCAAGAUUCUCUCAGGGAAAGCAAUAUUUUACUACAGUUGUUAUACACAAAUGAGUGGCUUGAUGUACUGACAUCAAAUCUUUUGACUGGUGAACCUAUUCCUGAUGUUACUUCGAGUUUGAAAUAUCCUCAUGAUCGCUUGGGUCCACCCACAGCAGCUGCGGCUGUUUGCACUCCCCGAAAGGAUAAAGGUUUAGGCUGCAGAGUGCUCUUUAGUACCACAGAUCAUGCUGUUGGAAUGUUUCAUUAUCCAGGAAAACUUAUAUGGGUUCGUGAAGAAGCAUUGGCAUCUGUUGUUGCUGUUGAGAUGUUAGAUCUUCCUGUGUCAGACACAGAAGCUGCUAUAGAAAAGGAAUUUGAUCACAAAGAAACAGUGGAUUUAGGAGUGUCCUCUGGAUUUGGUGGCAUGUUUACACAUCGUCUUCUGAGUCAAACUCUUCAAUUACGCCUACUCAUUCUUUCAAUUUUGGGCUUGGGAGAUCCUCCAUCAGCUGGACAGAGAGCUGGAUUGGUCCGUGAUGAAUUUGGCCUGCAUAAAAUGAUUGUAAUAGCCACUGGUGUUGGAAAGCUUUUUGGUAUUGACAAUUUGAGUGGAGAAAUUGUUUGGCGAAGACGUCUUGAAAAUGUUGCCAGUUAUUCCAGCCAGAAUCAGAUGAUUUUGUAUGUACAAAGAACUACAAGACAUUUUCCUCAUCCGGCCCAAUGUGCUCUUUUAGCCCGGCACAAGGUUUCUGGAGAAGGAGUUAUAUUCACUUUCAAUCCCAUUACGGGUCAACCAGCGGGAUCAGAAAGUGUUACACUACUGGGAUACCAAAUUCAACAGUCUAUGCUUUUGGCAUUUACAGAUGACAAUUUUCUGAGAGGAAUACUCUUACUUGAUCAGAAAGAACAGCUUCAUGUGCUUCCUUCAAGUGCUCACAGUGUUGCUGUUAAAUCUGCUGGAUCUACAUUUAUAUUUACAGCUGACAAAAACACUGGCAUUCUUGCUGGUUAUUCUUUGUUGUUCAGUAAUAGCCAGAAAUUAGAAGCAACAAGAGUUUGGGAAGUGAAAUUAACUCAAGGAAAUCAAAGACUGACAGCUGUAGUAAGCAAAAGUCCUGUAGAGAGAGUCCAUUCACAAGGACGAGUGUUAGGUGAUCGUAGUGUUCUUUACAAGUACAUCAACCCAAAUUUGGUUGCAGUUGUUACUCAAGGCUUUGAUCCUGUCCAUAAGAAUUUUCUUAACCUGUACUUGGUAGAUGUUGUGUCAGGAUCGGUUGUGUUUUCAAUAUCGCAUAAAAAAGCAAGAGAACCUGUUCACAUUGUUCAUUCGGAGAACUGGGUGUUGUACAGUUAUUUCAGUGAUAAGUCUCGACGAACAGAGAUUGUGACUCUGGAAUUAUAUGAAGGCAAGGUGCAGAGUAAUACUACAGCAUUUUCAUCUGUGGCCUCUCCAAUUCAACCUAUUGUAGAUCAGCAAGCAUACAUUCUUCCUGGAAAUAUUGUUGCAAUGAAAGAGACAAUAACUGAAAAAGGAAUAACCAGCAAACAUAUUCUAGUGGCUCUAGCUAAUGGUGGUGUUCUGGAGCUCCCUUGGAUGUUUGUUGAUCCACGACGACCAAUAACAGUUACUCCAGAGAUGAGAGAGGAAGGAGUCAUUCCAUAUAUGCCUGAAUUACCUGUGCCAUCGGAAUCAAUAAUAAAUUACAACCAAACAGUACAAAGAGUGCAGGGAAUUCAUACAGCUCCUAGUGGAUUAGAAUCAACCUGUUUGGUUUUAGUGUAUGGCUUAGAUUUGUAUUACACCAGAGUUGCUCCAUCAAAAACAUUUGAUGUUUUGAAAGAAGAUUUUGAUCACUUUCUUAUAUCAGCUGUUCUCCUUGGACUUACUGUUGUUUCUUACAUUACCAGAAAACUGGCAUCAAGAAAGGCCCUAAAACAAGCAUGGAAGUAGUGUUUAUUCUCGUAUUGUGUGAUUGAGAAAUCUAGAUAAAGGGCAGUGUGAUUGUUAGAAGGGAACUUCAAGAAAGACAAGAUAUAUUUGUUAUUUGUUAAUUUUUUAUCCAACUUUCAAUUUAAAAAUAUUUAUUAUUGAAAUGUGCAUUGUUGCAUUUUUGAUAUCCCUCCAGUGUUUGAGUAAUUUCAUCCUUGAGGAAUGUUAAAGAUUGGUUGUGAACAACGUUUCCUUUGAAUUAUGAGAUUUAUUGUUAAUUGCACCUUGGUUCUGUUUCCAAGGCUAUUUGAUUCCAAUUGUAAACCAUCCAGAAUAAUAGGUAUUAUAUUCUUUUACCUUACAGUAUCCCAUAUUGCAUGACAUCCUAGUCAUUUUGAUGUGUUAAAUCCUUGAUUUGUGUAAUCAGAUUGUAAAUUUUAAAGGUGAGUUGGAAGAUAAAAUAUUUGUUUGUUACAAAAAAUGCAUUUUCAUUUUGAAUUUCAGUGUGAUGUAUGAAUACAUUAGGAAUGGGAGGAAUUUGAAUUUUUCAUUUAAGAGCAUAAAACAAUUUAAUAUCACAACUAAACCUGCUGUCUUUCUUUAUUUCACUUUGAAGUUUGAAAACUGAUGGUAGCCACAAAUGAUUCAAAAAGGUAAAAUCCAAGGUAUCUCUUAAGAUAUUACUGAAGACAAACUACAAUCAAUGUCAUUUGAUCUUACCCUGCAUGAUACAUAAACUUAACAGUUUAUAAUAUCAGUUGAAAGAUGAGAAAAACAUCACAUAUGAAUACAUUUCACAUUUUGAAAGCUGGAUUUGUAUUCUAGGAUUUCAAGCACUUUCUUAUACCAAUGAAGCCAUAAAAGAUGGUAAUCUUUUAUUCUUUGAUACUUUUCAGGAUUUCAGCAGCUUCUUUCUUUGCCUGCAUAUCUUCAUCGGUCCUGGCUGGAUAAGCGGUUGUUAGUUUAAGAUAAUGGAUGGCUCUCUCUUUGUCCUUUAGUCUCAAAUAGGUCUUCCCAAGCAUCAACAAAUUAAGACUGCAAAAAAUAAAUCCAAUUUCUUCACAGAGCAAUAUCUUCAAAAUAUUCUUUAGUUCAAAAAUAUCCCAAUGAGGUUUUUGUUUUGAUUUAAUUUUUUAAUGAACAAACAUGAGUAAAUAGGUUUUAGGGGUUAAAAGAAUUAUAUGAAAAAAAUCCUAAUUUGAAAUUUUUAAUAUAGUUAACAGCUAGAUGAAAGCAAUACUGAAGUAUUUCAAUAAUUUCAUGAGAAUGAAGGGUUGAACACCAAAACUUAAAACCAAACAAACAAACAUAGGGUGUCCUCAUGAUUCUUGAGAUUUUCUUACAUGCAGGGAAGUAAUUCUCGGUUCACAUUUUUUUAGUACCAAUGGAGAUAGAACUUUUGUGACAAAAAGCUCUUUGAUGGUUGAUUUUCCAUUAUUGAUAUUGUGUUUAGUUCUGAAAGCAAGUACUAUAAAAGUUUGGAUCAACUUCUUCAGCUUUAAUAAAAUACUUUAAAGCUUCUUC
Messenger RNA from Gryllus bimaculatus (two-spotted cricket), 4458 nucleotides. NCBI's taxonomy places the organism in Eukaryota, Metazoa, Arthropoda, Insecta, Orthoptera, Gryllidae. The record is from the annotation of a GenBank genome assembly.